AUGGAAACUGAGAUGCUCACGGCUGUUGUUGUUGCCGUUGGUGCUGUUGUCGUUGUUGAUGUUGGUGUUGCUGUUGUUGUUGUUGUUGAUGUCGUUGAUUGUGUUAUUAUUGGUGUUGUUGGUGUUGUUUUCCUUGUUAGUGCUGUUGUUAUUGGUGCUGCUGUCGUUGUUGUUGUUGUUGGUAUUGUUUUUGAUUUUGUUGUCGCUGUGGGUGUUGCAGCUGGUGUCGUCGUUGGUGCUGUUGAUGGUGCUGCUGUUGGUGUUGUUGCUGGCGUUCUUGUUCAUGUUGUUGACGGUGCUGUUGUUGUUGGUGAUGCUGUUGUUGGUGCUGUUAUCGUUCUUGAUGUUGUUAUUGGUGUCGUUAUCGUUGUUGACGUUGUUGUUGGUGUUGUGUUCUUGUUGAUGUUGUUGGUUUUGUUGGUGUUGGUGUCGUUGUUGUUGUUGUUGAUGCUGUUCUUUGUACCCUUGUCGUUGUUGGUGUUAUUGUCGUUGCUGUUGUUGGUUACACAGCAAGACCCAAACGACGAAGUCGAUAUAAAAUUUCGUAUAUUUUCGAGCGAAACUCUCAAAACCCUUAACCACUAUCGUGCGAAGAAGUUUAGUUCGAGCCUUACAGCUGCGCAAAAAUCUGGUAUGCGACAAGUUCGAGAGAUAAUAAAAUCAAAGACUAUUAGAUUAUCAGUUAGUGAUAAGGGUUUAGAGUUUGUAGUAAUUCCUCGCCAGUUAGAUGUCGAUAUAACGGAAAAACAUUUUGAAGACGCAUCUCUUUAUCGCGCAUCUACUGAAGAGGAAUUUAGAAGUCAAAAUCGAAAAUUGAACAACGAAUGGGUCAAAAUGGCAAGCGCAGCAGGCUUAAAACCAGCGGACAUUUAG
Angiostrongylus costaricensis is the source of this 873-nucleotide messenger RNA. The record is from the annotation of a GenBank genome assembly. Lineage: Eukaryota; Metazoa; Nematoda; Chromadorea; Rhabditida; Metastrongylidae.